Molecule: messenger RNA, 3485 nt
Organism: Nothobranchius furzeri (turquoise killifish)
Lineage: Eukaryota; Metazoa; Chordata; Actinopteri; Cyprinodontiformes; Nothobranchiidae
Product: myb-related transcription factor, partner of profilin
Cellular component (GO): nucleus
Source: RefSeq, a predicted model, not a curated record
CCUCGUGAUUGACGUCAGCACUACGCGACAGUCAAACGGUUUGUGUUUCGGCUACUUAGCUAACAGGUUAGUUAGCCGUGUUUGGGUUUGUUUUUACCUCUAAUGUGGACUUAUCAUGAGGUAAGACAUUAAACAAGCUCAUCUUCAUCACCGGUUUGUUCAUUUUUUCACACCGACAGCACAGAAGAACCCGCUGCUUCACCCGGAGCUGCGGCUAACUACUAGCUUCAUUUAAUCAGCUGCUCCUAAUGUAUGCGGAAUGCGCAACCGUUGCGGAUGUGGUGCAGAAGAAAAUGCGCAUCGAUGCGACAUGAAACAGAAAAAAACAUCACGUAAAAACAAAGCGCUUAAUUGUCAUAAUGCUCUAUGCAGCUGAACGUAUUGAUUUGAUGCAUUUGUAUUUCGGCUCCAGAUGCGAGUCUGGAUGAUGCUUCAGUUAGAAAAAUGGACAUGUAGCUCUUAGCCUGCCGUUCUAGUCUCUGCUUAUGUGAUUUUAUUUAUUAUACCUUUAUUUUGUGUUCCAUGUCAGCGUAGAUGAGAAUAAGUGGAAAGGAUUUAAAUGGGUCCAGAUUGACGUCAUAGUCUUACACAUUACAUUUGUUUGAUCUUUUUAGGUAAAUAUUUUUCAUAACACUGACUUAAUCUAAAAAUUAAACAAGUUAAAUGUAGCCUAAUAGUUUUUUUUCCUAAAAGAAAACCUGCCAUUUGGAUGCUAUGUUCAAAGCAGGCUCGUGAUAAUGCUGAAGUGUUGAUAUCUGAAGCAUUUUAGGCUUUUUAAACCAGACUUCAUGGGGCAGAAGCUACCAGGAUCAGAAUUGGCCCUCCAGUCAGUUCUACUGUAAAACCAGAUCUGAUCCAUGACCGAGUACUACGAGGAGGGGGGGCUGCUGUACGAGCAAUCACCUCCCAUGCACAUCAAAGUGGAGUCUCCGGAGGGACCCUUUGGAGGGGGAGCCUCAGAAAAUGGCUUCCCCCGGGAGGACGAGGACUCAGAUGGCAGCUGUGACCAGAGCCAACCUUUACCUGGAGGACUCCCCUUCAACGUGGUAGUGGUACACCCAAACAUCAUGGCGCCUGGCAUGUCCUCAGAUGACCUCCUGUCUAUCGAACAAAACAGAGCCAUGUCUGCUGCACUGGCUGCUGGUGGAGCCGGCAAAAGGAAGAGCCGAUUCAGCGGAGCCGAGCUGGAAGUGUUGGUGUCAGAAGUCACUCGCUGUGAGGGAGAACUGUUUGGUCCGGCUGGCAGGCUCCGACGGCGAGAAAGAGAGCGGAUCUGGGCUGAAAUCCUGGAGAGAGUCAAUGCUGUGUCCAGAGUCCCACGCACUCUUCGAGAGGUAAAGAAGCGCUGGGACGAUUUAAAGAGGCGCAAUGGAGGCCGUCUGGCAGAUGCUCGUCAUCGCAGCUGUUACCUACCGUCCAGCAGGGGAGCCUCCAUGCUUGGACGCUCUUCUCAGUCGAGCCCCAGGCUUCAGCAAGCCAGACCAAAGCAAAGCACCAGACCCAAGCUCAGUUUCCCGUGCUUCCCUGACUCCGACCCAGGGGUAGGAGUGGACGGGUCGGAAAGAGACGGUUUUGAGAAAGACGAGGACAACCCUGAGCAUGAAAGAGACCUGGGGGAACCCGACUGUGAGGCGGUGGAGAACAGCAUGGAUGACAAACUGGGAUUAGGACUGGGUCUUGGAAUUGGACCACCCCCUCCCUCUGAACGAUGGCUGCCUCCUUCUCCUCUCUAUAGUGCUCCUUUUCUCAAUGGCAGCCCUCAACCCAGCAGUCCGCAGCCAUCGCUUGGGGCACAGCAGGGUCCUCUCGAAAUCCCCUCACGCAGCUCCUGGCUCGAAGAUGAACUUCGAGGGUUAGGAGAAGCCGCAGUUCAGCUGGGAAAUCGGGUGGAAAAGAGUCUCCAGGAUUUUGGCGAAGGUUUUAGAGAGGACAUGAGAACCCUUGUCGCAUCACAAGAGGCAUUAGCAAUCAGCUUGCAACAAAACAAUGUCCUGUUGCAAAGGCUUUUGGCGGUGUUGGAAGCCCAGCAACAACAUCCACCACAGCCCCAGCAACAUCGUGUACAAGUGCAACCAUCACAAACGCCUCAGCGGCACUUACAGCCACAGUCUGUUCCCCAGCAGCUACAGCCAUUAGAACCGCAGCAGCAGCGGGCUGAAACGCCACAGCACUCGCAUCAGCCACAACACCAAACACAGCAGCAACCACACAUCUCCCAACAUUUGAAUAAUCACUCAGCUGCUGCUGUGGCACCUGCACCUUCACCCCCGAAUAUUCACGGCACUUUUUCUUCUGACCCAACAGUAGGCACAAAUGGAAACACGCAGAAGUCGCGGCGAGGUAGAGCGGCUGACCACAGACGCAGAAGACGGCGCUGAGAAUGUAUUCAAUGAAACGAUGUGGUGCAUAUUUGAUGUUUUAAAAUGUGACAUGUGACAAUGCUUUUUUUACAUGCAGUAUUUCUGUAUUUAAUAUUUAUCUGCAGUUCCACAUCUCACCACACAUCUGUGAUUCAUUUGGUUCUUUAGGGUUUUGAAUCUGAAAGGACUGAAGCAGCACAGAUAAGUAGACACAAGAUAAUAGGGUGGCCUUAACAUUAUCUUCGUUCCUCAGAUGUGUGCAUGUACUUGUGCUAAAAUACUUUAUAGAAAAAAGCACCUAAAAAGAAGUGACAGCUUCAUUCGCCGAAACUCAAAAAAUGGCAGUUGCGGAUGCUCGUUGUGCGUGUAUCUCAACAUGACUUGCGGCAGUGAUGCUCCUAAAGUUUCAGCUCGUUUCUCCACAUUCAAAAAGUACUUGUGAUCUGCAGUCUUUUCCAUUUGUAGUUUUGCAACCAUUGUAUUUACCUGAUAAUGUAAGCUUGUGCUUUUUUAUUUUGAAGGGGCACUUUAAUGCCCUCAUAAUAGAAAUGAAGGAAAGGGAAAAUAUUGGAAUGAAAUGCUAAAUGCAUCUGGUUCAGACCCCUUGUUGAUGGGUCAUAUUUUCUUACUGGUUCUGUUUUAAUGGUUUCACAAUGCAAAUAUGUCCAAGUUUUGAUUGCACUCUAAAAGUGUGUUCAUUCUAACGCAAAAUGUUAUAUUUUAAUGAAUUUUAAAAAUUGGAAAGAUUUUUUUAAGUAUAAACAUAACAGACAUUGUGAUUCAGACUUAAAUUUAUGUUUAAGGUGAAUUUUAAAACAUAUCUAAGAAUCUAGGGGGUGUUGAUCUUGCAUGCAGCAUCAUGGAUGUGUUUGUAUAUAGCUACAAAGAAGCAUUAUAUGACCAUCAUCUAUGUAGUUUUGCACAGGUUCUAUUUUGUAGAUAGGUACUGUUCAGAUUAAAUGUAACUAAACCUAAUAAAAUUAAAAAGCUGAAGAGAUUUAGCUUCUAAAAGACAAAUUGCAAUGUUACUGAGUGAGUUCAAAAGUUUACUAAUGUUGAAUUAAGUUGAGAAGAAAAAGUUAAGUGUGUGGAACAAUAAAAUCACAACAAGUAGUAAACUGGAAA